AUGGCUUCUGUGAAUACUUCUGUCCGAUCUCGAAAGCUGAAACGUUCUCGCCCCUGCGAUGGAUGUGCUCUUAGAAAGAUCAAAUGCUCGGAUUCUAGACCAUGCACUCGAUGUCUCAACAAUGGAAUACCUUGUACCAACAACAGAAUAAGAAAAAAGUGUGGACCCAAGUCCAAAAAGCUACAAGACCCGCAAUACUUCCCAGUGGAGCCGAUACAAUUCUUUGCGGGCACAACCACUCCCAUAGAUAAGAUACCAAACAAUACCGAAUACUUGCCCUUCGAACUCAUUCCAAUGAAUAUCUUGCUUCCAUGUCUCCAGGUUUACCAAACAUGGUACUACAGUUUGUGGCCCGUAUUAUCUGUGACCCACUUGGUAACCAAGCUUUCAACUAUCCCGCCAGGAGAACAACUUAAUGAUGAGACUUCUAUUUCUUAUGCGCUCUGUUUGGCUGUGUGUGCCGCUAUCUCCAAACAAAUUGCUUUCAUUAGCGAAAAUUCAAACAUAAUCAAGCUCCCUUCCGGAGUUCAAGCUCGAGAUUACGCUUUGGCGGCUCUCAGAAUACGGAAUGAGUAUGAACAUCCCCUCAAUCCUACAAGUGAGACUUUGUUAACGUCCUUCUUCUUGUAUGUUUAUUAUAUCAACAAUAAAGGAGGUACUGCUGCUGCGAUUAUGUAUUUAAGGGAGGCUAUUUCCAUGGCCCAAAUAAUGCAUUUACAGGAUGCGGAUACUUAUAUGGGGAAGCCCCCUGCUGAAGUCCAUCGUUUGCGGAAAAUCUACUACCUUUUAUUGGUUACAGAGAGGUAUAUGUGUAUUCAAGAUGGUGUUCCAGUCAUUUUAGAUUCCAGUAUUCCUUUCCCAAUGUCUGACGGCGAGGAGUAUUCAGAUCUUUUGACUGGAUUCACAGAGCUCGUUAAAAUUUUUUCCAUACCCGAUCGUUUAUUCUUUGAGAAGAUGAGUGCCUCGCAUAGCAAUAAUACGUUUGGUGGUAACUUCGACAACCUCAAGAACUUCUUCCACUUGCCAAUUAAUAACAUCACAGAAGGUUGGGUGGUGGACGUGGAUAACAGGAUCAAAGGAAUAUCGAUAACAACGAAGGCUUCAGACAUCCAAAAGGUCAACUUGUUGCUCUCUAAACAUUGGAUGAGAUCUCUUGUUUGGCAUAUUUCCUUUCAGAAUGGACUUCUAUCUAUCAACCGAGAAGAAAAUGAUUGUUUAAGUGUCAGAUACCCGGUUGCAAUUGCUUACGAAUUCUUGACUUCAACAAGCAACUUGCCCAUGUAUGCAUUCGAAUCCAAUGGUCCGGGGGUAGUUGUAAAAUUAUUAGAAAUUGCCAAUGGUUUAGCUGAUACAAUGAAUGAUCUUACAUAUAUCAGGAACGGGGUGGAUACGUUUGCGUGCCUGAAUGCCUUGACAUCUAUAUUCUGGCUCAUCUCCAAAUUUAAGACUGAUGUCACUCUUCCGUUGAAUUUGUAUAACAAAAUCGAAGGUAUAGUUAAUGCCAGCCCUAUUCCAAGGAUGCGUUUCUCUCCCGUUUCUAGGGUUCUCGAAGAGGAAAUAGCGAAAAUAACAUCUGAUGUUUCUUCAUCUAGCGAAUCUUCUGAAGAAGCACUUGGAAUAGUAGCAUGGACUUAA
This is a messenger RNA of Scheffersomyces stipitis CBS 6054, 1635 nucleotides long. It is a transcript of the gene SUC1.3, whose product is annotated as putative sucrose utilization protein SUC1. The record is from RefSeq and is a predicted model, not a curated record. NCBI's taxonomy places the organism in Eukaryota, Fungi, Ascomycota, Pichiomycetes, Serinales, Debaryomycetaceae. Gene Ontology annotation, molecular function: zinc ion binding; DNA-binding transcription factor activity, RNA polymerase II-specific; DNA binding. The coding region runs from base 1 to 1635 and encodes 544 amino acids. Gene Ontology annotation, biological process: DNA-templated transcription; regulation of DNA-templated transcription. The transcript is spliced from 3 exons.